This is a messenger RNA of Malassezia globosa CBS 7966, 2262 nucleotides long. RefSeq lists its product as uncharacterized. The transcript is spliced from 3 exons. Gene Ontology annotation, molecular function: ubiquitin protein ligase binding; protein-macromolecule adaptor activity. Gene Ontology annotation, biological process: protein ubiquitination; SCF-dependent proteasomal ubiquitin-dependent protein catabolic process. NCBI's taxonomy places the organism in Eukaryota, Fungi, Basidiomycota, Malasseziomycetes, Malasseziales, Malasseziaceae. The record is from RefSeq and is a predicted model, not a curated record. Bases 1 to 2262 code for a protein of 753 amino acids. Gene Ontology annotation, cellular component: SCF ubiquitin ligase complex.
AUGGCGACUCGAGCCGCGGAUGGCACUAACCUUCCGCCAUCCAAUGACAUUGUUGCCACAUGGAACUUUCUCGAGAGUGGGAUUGACGUCAUGAUGACGCGUCUUACUGAGGGAAUGUCGUACGAGCGCUAUAUGCAGCUGUAUACAGCAGCGUACAAUUACUGCAUCAGUAGCGGGAUGGGUGGGACAAGCGGUAUGGCAACAGGAGCGCAUCUCGUUGGUGGUGAGCUGUACAUGCGAGUGGCGAACUAUUUCCUGCAACAUUUGCAAGGGAUAUAUACACGUCUAGCGCCUUUGUCUGGCGAGGAACUGUUGCGCGCAUACUCGGCGGAAUGGGAACGGUACACCAAUGGGGCGAAUUUCGUGCACCGAAUGCUGAUAUACCUAAAUCGGCACUGGGUCAAGCAUGAGAGGGAAGAGGGGCGAACCGACAUUCACACUGUGUAUACGCUAGCGCUGGUACAAUGGAUGAAACAUAUAUUUGUGCCGAUUCAACGAGGGCAUGCAUUGAUGGAUGCAGUACUAUACCAAAUCGAGAAGCAGCGACACGGGGAGCUAGUGCCCACGGCAUUGCUGAAGUGCGUGCUGGACAGCUGCGUAUCGCUGGGUAUCGAUGAUGUAGAUGCGGUGCGGCUGAACCUAGAUGUAUACCUGCGAGAGUUCCAGCAGGCAUUCCUUGCGGCGACGGCGUCUUUUUACAAGGCUGAGAGUGCUGAAUUCUUAGCCCACAACUCAAUGACCGACUACAUGAAAAAGGCUGAGCUUCGCCUGGAAGAGGAGGAAAAUCGUGUGGAGAUGUACAUGCAUUCCAGCACGCGUGCGCCGUUGAUGGAAGUGUGUCGAGCUGAGCUCGUUUCAGCGCACCAAGAUCUUUUCUGGCAGGAGUUCAAGACACUGUUGGAGAACGACAUGACGGAGGAUUUGGCGCGCAUGUACACUCUCUUGUCGCAGUUGCCUGGUGAUUUGGAUCCCUUGCGUGUGCAGUUCGAGGCGCAUGUCAAGGCGAGUGGCCUUGAUUCUGUGAGUCGCGACAUGGAGGAGAAUUCCGAUGUCAUUGAACCCACCACAUACGUCCAUGCACUCCUCCGUGUGUAUCAUGACAGUGUACGCAUUAUAACCAAGUCGUUUGAUUCGGAAGCUGGCUUCUUUGCGUCUCUCGACAAAGCGUGCCGUGUGUAUAUGAACCGGAAUCAGGCGACAGGCGUAUCAGCGAGUCGCAGUCCAGAGCUCCUGGCCAAGUUCAUCGAUGCGUUGCUGAAAAAGCACAGCCGUGGCGGUGACGAGGAAAGUUCUUUGGAUGAGUCGCUUGAUGCAGCGAUGAUCGUGUUCAAGUACAUUGAGGACCGCGACUAUUUCCAGAAGUUCUAUGCCAAGUUCUUGUCGCGUCGACUAGUGUCCUUCGCGUCGGCAUCAACCGAUGCUGAAGAAAGCAUGAUUGCUCGGCUCAAAGAGGCAUGUGGUUUCGAAUACACAAGCAAGAUCCAGCGCAUGUUCACAGAGGCAGGUCUUAGUAAGGAGCUGAAUGACCGCUUCCAAGAGUCUGGCAUGCUACAGAACAAGGAGCUCAGCUUUUACUCCUUCGUGCUUACGUCCGGUGUAUGGCCGUUACAGGCGCCACAAACGGACUUUCUUGUGCCGGCUGAGUUGCAGUCGACAUACGACGAAUUCACACGCUUCUAUCACAAACAACACACGCAUCGGCAGCUUGCUUGGCUCUGGCACUUGUCGACAAACGAACUACAUACCAACUAUUUGUCCCGCAAGUACAUCUUCACGACGUCGACAUACCAGACGGCUGUGCUGCUCCUGUUCAACUCAGAGACAGUGCUCACGUUUGAUGAAAUUGCGGCUGCAACGCGGCUCGACAAAUCAACGCUGCAUGCAGCGCUGGUGCCUUUAGUGAAGUUGAAAGUGCUUCACUUGCUGGACGACUCAUACUCACUGAACAUGGACUUUAAGGCUAAGAAGGUGCGCAUCAAUCUGCACAUUCCCGUGCGUGCCGAGCAGAAAGUCGAGUCUGCUGAGGUCGCACGUACAGUUCACGAAGAUCGCAAAGUGCUGCUACAAGCGACUAUUGUACGUAUUAUGAAAGCACGAAAGACGUACAAGCACAAUCUAUUGUUAAAUGAGGUGAUCCUGCAACUGCAGUCGCGAUUCCACCCCAAGGUGCCCGACAUUAAAAAGGCUAUCGAUACCCUCAUUGAGAAGGAGUAUUUGCAACGUGUCGAGGGCGAGAAGGACACGUAUUCGUACGUUGCAUAA